This is a messenger RNA of Chrysochloris asiatica (Cape golden mole), 744 nucleotides long. It is a transcript of the gene TATDN3, whose product is annotated as TatD DNase domain containing 3. The record is from RefSeq and is a predicted model, not a curated record. The transcript has 9 exons. Gene Ontology annotation, molecular function: hydrolase activity, acting on ester bonds. Lineage: Eukaryota; Metazoa; Chordata; Mammalia; Afrosoricida; Chrysochloridae. The coding region runs from base 1 to 744 and encodes 247 amino acids.
AUGCGGGCCGUGGGCGCGGGGCUCGUGGACUGUCAUUGCCAUCUUUCAGCCUCAGACUUUGACCACGAUCUGGAAGAUGUGUUGGAGAAGGCCAAGAAAGCCAAUGUUAUGGCCCUUGUGGCAGUUGCUGAACAUUCAGGAGAAUUUGAAAAGAUUAUGCGGCUUUCAGAAAGGUACAGUGGAUUUAUCCUGCCAUGCUUGGGUGUUCACCCAGUUCAGGGAUUUCCACCAGAAGACCAAAGAAGUGUCACAUUAAAGGAUCUGGAUGUGGCUUUGCCCAUUAUUGAAAAUUAUAAGGAUCAUUUGUUGGCAAUUGGAGAGGUCGGGCUAGAUUUCUCCCCCCGAGUUGCCAACACUGAUGAACAGAAGGAAGAGCAAAGACAAGUCCUCAUCAGACAGAUCCAAUUAGCCAAAAGACUAAAUUUGCCUCUAAAUGUUCACUCACGCUCAGCUGGAAGACCCACCAUCAACCUCUUACAUGAGCAAGGUGCUGACAAGGUGCUGCUGCAUGCAUUUGAUGGUCGGCCAUCGGUAGCCAUGGAAGGAGUCAGAGCUGGGUACUUCUUCUCAAUUCCCCCCUCUAUCAUAAGAAGUGGACAGGUACGGAAUGAGCCUCGGAACAUUUCCAUUUCAGCAGAAUAUAUUGCCCAGGUGAAAGGGAUCUCAGUGGACGAAGUUAUAGAAGUGACAACACAGAAUGCAUUGAAAGUGUUUCCCAAGCUUCAGCAGCUCCUCCAGAAAUAG